UAACACUUAUAUCGUAAUCAGGCAUGAUGACAUACGUGAGCGAGUAUAUAAAGGUAUCGAACCGUCAUUCGAACGCAAACUACCGAUCGUAACAGACGAAUUUAUUUAAAAAUGUGAGUAGAUUGUAAAUAAUUUAUUAUUUUAGAAAAUUUUUAAUAAUAAAUCUGCUUUAGGACAAAUUUUAAUAAACUGAAUCCUUCCCAAUGGCGGAAUUCAUUGCAAGCCAUCCAUUCUUGGCAAAAAAUAACAUAAAAAAUAACAAAAAAUAAUAACAAACUCUGUGCAAUAAAGAAUUGCGUCCAAUAAAUUAUGGGAGGAACUGGGGUAGCAGCUUAAUGCCGUGGGGCUACCAGUUAAAGAUGCUAAAUUGUGGAGGAAGGUUCUUUCUGAUCAAGAAUACCAAGCAAAAAAAGCGUUUCUUCAAUAAGGCAUCGAAGCAGCGAACUGGUGGAGGGCCCUAUAACGAAAAACUGAACACUGCGACGGACGAACUGUUAAUCGAAGCAGCUGGACUCGAAGCUUGCGUAGAGGGCAUAACAAAUGUUUCUGCAUUUGAAAAUAACCCAACUACGCAAGCUUCGACGUUUAUCGUUAACUGUGAUAGCAGUGAUGAGGAGGCAAACCCUUUCCUCGGCUCCUUACCAGGCCCAACAACUUCAACACAUUCGCUACUCGCUACAACAACAACAACGUCAACAGAAAAAACUCCACGCAGACCGUGGAGAAAAAGUAAGAGUGACGAAAAGUUGGAGUUACUUCAACAAAACAUGAAGUCGCUAUCAGAUUUUCAAAAAAGCAUAGACCAGAAGCUUGAAAAGUUAGUAGCUGCACAAGAAAAAAUUAAGAUGGAAAAGCAUCGCAUCCAACAAUCGACGCGGGAAUUAGCCCACGAAAUAAAAAAAUUGGAGCCGAAACCUUAAGAAGAAAACAAGUAAGGAAGGGCUUAGUUCGGGUGUCACCGAACAUUUUAUACUCU
Messenger RNA from Bactrocera neohumeralis, 976 nucleotides. RefSeq lists its product as uncharacterized. Lineage: Eukaryota; Metazoa; Arthropoda; Insecta; Diptera; Tephritidae. Bases 336 to 920 code for a protein of 194 amino acids. The record is from RefSeq and is a predicted model, not a curated record. The transcript has 2 exons.